Messenger RNA from Mesocestoides corti, 1208 nucleotides. The record is from the annotation of a GenBank genome assembly. NCBI's taxonomy places the organism in Eukaryota, Metazoa, Platyhelminthes, Cestoda, Cyclophyllidea, Mesocestoididae.
CUCUUACGGAAUCGGAAGAAUCGGCUAUGUUGAAGAAGUAUAACAUUAAAGACAAGCGUCCACGCUGCCUCUUCUCAAGACCCCUCAGCGAUAGUGACGAUAGCGACUGGGCAAGCAGCGGUGAUGAGUGGCAACCUGAAUCGUCUCCUGUUUCUGGCCUGAAGGCGUUUCCUAAACGAGGUGUUUCCAAAUGUCCUCCUAAAAAUAACUGCCAAUCAUCCAAAUCCGUUGCUCCAAAAGAAAUUAAUCGUCUCAGUGUUGACUCGAAAACUUCCUCUAGAGGUCCCUUGCAAAGUGUAGACGCCUCAGGCGCCCUAAUGGAACUUCAAGACGAGGGGAGGAAUUUUCCCAAGAGAAAUAUAGCCAAGCUUAAUUACAAGGAGCCUCCGCCGGAUCCGGAAGAUGAUCGCUAUUUAUAUUGCUACGAAUGCGAUAAACUGUAUGAGGAUCCCUGCCCAACUCACCCAAUUAUGUGGAUUCGGUCAGUGAGACCGCUGAAUUGCGAUGCUGUGAAGUCGGGAAACGCCAGAGACUGCUGCUGUGGCAGCGAUGAGCGCAAUCAUGCCAAAAGAACGGCGCCAGAAGCUUUUGUUACCGUUGGACGCUCGAGCAUUAAAGGGGCUGGCUUGGGGGUGUGGGCCGAAAAGACCAUUCCCAUUGGGUCUGUGUUUGGGCCCUAUGGCGGUGAGGUCGUGCCCCUAGACGGCUUGUCUGAGGAAGAGUUCAAAAGGCGUUCUCGUUGUGGCUAUGCGUGGUUGGUUCGGGAAAACCUGAUGGGCACGAAAAGCCACCUUAUAGAUGCCGUCAAGCCGGUAAAAUCCAAUUGGCUACGGUUUGUCAACUGCGCUCGUCACGAGGAGGAACAGAACUUGGUCACGAUACAGUACAGGGGUAAAAUAUACUACCGCGCCUGCAAGUUUGCCAAGGAACUUGGAAUUCUCAGCGAACCGGUUGCCGAAGCUAAAAGCCCAGAUGGACUGAAGCCAUAUGCAUGUUCGGAAUGUGACAAGUCCUUUUCGCGUGCUGGAAGUCUUCAACGGCAUAUUGCCGCAAUUCACAAAGGUAAGUUGCUUGUGUUGUUUGCGAUAAUUGUUGACGAUUCCCAUUUUCUUGCCCGAAAAUUUUUUGUAUUUGGGAAGCGGCAUGCGAUUUUUUAUUGUAUCAUGGUUUCUCUUUGUUCUGGCUUGAGGAGUGUGUAUGCUUUGUAG